This is a messenger RNA of Alosa alosa (allis shad), 1066 nucleotides long. RefSeq names its product proteasome 20S subunit beta 7 (gene psmb7). Gene Ontology annotation, molecular function: threonine-type endopeptidase activity. Bases 79 to 939 code for a protein of 286 amino acids. The transcript is spliced from 9 exons. Lineage: Eukaryota; Metazoa; Chordata; Actinopteri; Clupeiformes; Clupeidae. Gene Ontology annotation, cellular component: proteasome core complex. The record is from RefSeq and is a predicted model, not a curated record.
ACCCAUUAAGGGUAGCACCGGAAAGUCAACUUAGCGGUCUUUGCUUCCCGGAAGCGGCAUUUCCACAGAAAACAAGAAAUGGCGACUCUGUCAGUGUGCCAGCCGCAGUACGGAGGUUUCAGUUUCGAAAAUUGUAAGAGGAAUGCCCUCUUAGAAGCUGAGAUUACUAAACUAGGAUGUAGCAUUCCCGCUGCUCGGAAAACUGGAACAACAAUCUGUGGUGUUGUGUUCAAGGAUGGCAUUGUUUUGGGUGCUGACACAAGGGCCACAGAAGGCAUGAUUGUGGCAGAUAAAAACUGCUCCAAGAUCCACUACAUUUCCCCUAACAUCUACUGCUGCGGUGCAGGCACAGCCGCGGACACCGAGAUGACUACGCAGCUCAUCUCCUCCAACCUGGAGCUGCACUCGCUCUCCACAGGCCGCCUGCCCCGCGUCGCCACCGCCAACCGCAUGCUCAAACAGAUGCUCUUCAGAUAUCAGGGCUACAUCGGGGCAGCUCUUGUGCUGGGUGGGGUGGACUGCAUGGGCCCUCACCUCUACUCCAUCUACCCCCACGGCUCAACUGACAAGCUUCCCUACGUCACCAUGGGCUCUGGCUCUCUGGCUGCUAUGGCUGUCUUUGAGGACCGCUACAUCCCCAACAUGGAGGAAGAUGAGGCCAAGCGUCUGGUCCGAGACGCCAUUGCAGCAGGUAUCUUCAACGACCUGGGCUCUGGCAGCAACAUUGACCUGUGUGUGAUCAAAAAGGACAAGGUGGAUUACCUGCGGCCCCACGACGAGGCCAACAAGAAGGGUGUCAGAGGGAAUGAGCUUGGGGCAAUGCCUGUAGCUGGGAACUACAAGUACAAGUGUGGCACGACCGCUGUCCUGACCAAAGCCAUGACCCCUCUGAAUCUGGAGGUGGUGGACGAGACUGUUCAGACCAUGGACACCUCCUGAAGACCCGGAGAACCCUGAAGGUGUUACACGUGUAACCUCCCUCAUACCUCCUAACCUCUCGUGCCUGAGAGGCUAGACUAGCAUGUGUUUUUUUUCCAUGGUUUACAAUAAAAUAAGUUGUGAGGAA